Molecule: messenger RNA, 1682 nt
Organism: Euleptes europaea (tarantolino)
Lineage: Eukaryota; Metazoa; Chordata; Lepidosauria; Squamata; Sphaerodactylidae
Gene: OPCML
Product: opioid binding protein/cell adhesion molecule like
Exons: 9
Coding region: 133-1146 (337 amino acids)
Cellular component (GO): neuron projection
Source: RefSeq, a predicted model, not a curated record
AGCCAAUGAAUGCCUGCUCGCUAACUGGCUCUGCCUCCCUCUGCAAACCUUGGAUUUAAACCUACUCAGAAUUCAGCACGGAAAGAAAGCAGCAAACGCCGAGCGGCUCCAGACGACUGCAGCUUGCCCAAGAUGUAUCAUCCAGCCUGCUGGAUCGUCUUCACGGCCACCGCUGCCCUGAUCUUCUUCCCAGGAGUGCCCGUCCGCAGCGGAGAUGCCACCUUCCCCAAGGCGAUGGAUAACGUGACCGUCAGGCAAGGGGAGAGCGCCAUCCUCAGAUGUACCGUGGACAACCGGGUCACGCGAGUAGCUUGGCUGAACCGUAGCACUAUCCUUUAUGCUGGGAAUGAUAAGUGGUCGAUAGACGAACGAGUGGUCAUCUUCUCCAACACCAAAACCGAGUACAGCAUCAAGAUCCUUAACGUGGACAUAUAUGAUGAAGGCCCUUACACCUGCUCCGUACAAACCGACAAUCAUCCAAAGACAUCGCGAGUCCAUCUCAUCGUGCAAGUCCCUCCCCAGAUUAUAAACAUCUCCCGAGACAUCACCGUCAACGAAGGCAGCAGCGUAACCCUCCUGUGUUUGGCUUUUGGAAGACCAGAACCAACAGUGACAUGGAGGCAUCUGUCUAGCAAAGGCCGGGAGUUUCUAAGUGAAGACGAAUACUUGGAGAUCACGGGGAUCACCAGGUAUCAAUCUGGGGAGUAUGAAUGCAGCGCUGCUAACGAGGUGGCGGUACCGGAUAUCCGGAGGGUAAAGGUUACCGUAAACUACCCUCCGUCCAUCUCCAAUGCCAAGAACACAGGAGCAUCGGUUGGCCAGAAGGGGAUCCUGCGCUGCGAAGCCUCGGCUGUCCCUGUAGCAGAAUUUCAGUGGUUCAAAGAAGAAACCAGAUUAGCCAACGGACUGGAUGGGGUGAGAAUCGAGAACAAAGGUCGGAUGUCCACGCUAACCUUCUUCAAUGUCUCAGAGAAGGAUUACGGCAACUACACCUGUGUGGCCAUCAAUAAGCUGGGGAAUACCAAUGCCAGUAUAAUACUGUAUGGCCCUGGAGCAGUACAUGACGGGAACAACUCCGCGUCCAGGGGGAUGGCUUGCCUUUGGCUAUCAGGCACCCUGUUGGCUCAUUUCCUCCUUAAGUUUUGAUAAGAAAAGUGAGGGUCCUUGCAUUCGAUGCCUGGCUUCUCCCGCACCACAGACUUUUAACCAUCCACACUGCUGGGGGAGGGAGGGGGUCAAAACAAAAAAAGGUAAAGGAAAAACCCCACACAGUCUACAGCUUGAAUAUACUGCCGGGAGGGGCACGGGGAGGGGGAGGGCAAUUGGGUUCCAAGUCAACCGCCCAUUAAGGAUUGGUCGAUUACGGGCAUUUCACAAAGCAGAGUUGUUUUCAUUUCCUUCCCCGGCCCCACCCUUCAAACCCUAUUUAUGAGUAACCAGCCUCUCAUUCUACAGUCAAGCGCUUCUCGGCUGAGCCUGUGAAAUGCCCCAGGAGAUGCGCCUUGGUCUGAGAGACGAUGCACAGUGGAAAGUUAAAACGAGUAAACGAAACAAAAAGAAAAGUGUCCUAUUAUUAUCUCUGUGUCUCUUGAGCAAAAGGAUUGUUCUUUCUACUUGUUACACUGUACAUACCUGUUCAUGUUUCUAACUGUCCGAUUACACUCUGGUUUCAUUUCGCUUCA